AUGGGGAAUCGGGUGCCACGUGAGGACUACGAAUGGGUUUAUACUGACCAACCACACGCUGACAGGAGGAAAGAGAUCCUUGCCAAAUAUCCACAAAUCAAGGCUUUGAUGGGUCCUGACCUCAGGCUUAAAUGGAUUGUGUGUGUGAUGGUGGCUAUACAAUUUUUAGCUUUUUAUUUCAUCAAAGAUAUGGACUGGAAAUGGGUUUUGUUUUGGACUUAUGCCUUCGGAAGCUGUAUCAACCAUUCAAUGACUCUUGCUAUCCACGAGAUCUCCCACAAUACCGCUUUCGGAAACAACAAAGCCAUGUGGAACCGAUACUUUGCCAUGUUUGCCAACCUCCCAAUCGGCUUGCCCUAUUCUGCCUCAUUCAAGCGCUAUCACUUGGACCAUCACCGGUACCUUGGAGGAGAUGGUGUCGAUGUAGACAUCCCAACUGAUUUUGAAGGCUGGUUCUUUUGUACACGUUUCCGCAAAUUCAUCUGGAUUAUUCUCCAACCUCUUUUUUAUGCCAUUCGACCCCUUUGUAUCAACCCUAAACCCAUUACACAGUUGGAAUUAACCAACGUUUUUGUUCAACUCACCUUUGACAUUCUGCUCUUCGGGCUAUGGGGUGUCAAGCCUGUAGUGUACAUGCUAGCAGGCUCUAUGCUGGGUAUGGGUCUGCACCCCAUAUCUGGACACUUUAUAGCUGAACACUACAUGUUCCUGAAGGGUCAUGAGACCUACUCCUACUACGGCUCCCUCAACCUGCUCACCUUCAAUGUAGGGUACCACAAUGAACAUCAUGACUUCCCCAGCAUCCCCGGAUGUAGACUACCAAUGGUGAAGAAAAUAGCUGCAGAGUAUUAUGAUGACCUUCCUCAGUACACAUCGUGGGUAAAGGUCCUGUAUGAUUUCAUCAUGGAUGACACAUUGAGCCCAUACUCAAGAGUCAAGAGGAAGCUGAAAGGGGAUGUGAAACUGGAGUAA
Molecule: messenger RNA, 972 nt
Organism: Nerophis lumbriciformis (worm pipefish)
Lineage: Eukaryota; Metazoa; Chordata; Actinopteri; Syngnathiformes; Syngnathidae
Source: RefSeq, a predicted model, not a curated record